Molecule: messenger RNA, 1580 nt
Organism: Cyprinus carpio (common carp)
Lineage: Eukaryota; Metazoa; Chordata; Actinopteri; Cypriniformes; Cyprinidae
Product: peptidoglycan recognition protein 6
Exons: 5
Coding region: 92-1468 (458 amino acids)
Biological process (GO): peptidoglycan catabolic process; detection of bacterium; defense response to Gram-positive bacterium
Molecular function (GO): peptidoglycan binding; zinc ion binding; N-acetylmuramoyl-L-alanine amidase activity
Source: RefSeq, a predicted model, not a curated record
ACAUGUAUUUAUAAGGUGGGUGAGGUGCAGGAUAUAUGCAUAACCGGAUUGAGUGAACAGAUACUCUUCAGUGCUCUCGAGUUCGGUCAUCAUGGAUUGGCAUUUGCGUCUGCUUCUUUCUUUGCUUGUGGUGUUUGCUGCUGAAGCCACCACCACAAAGCACAUGAAGGACUUCAUCAGAGCUGUGGAGAGCAUUGAAGCUGUGAAUCCAGAUCUUCAGAUGCUCGAUGUGGUGAAAGGUCUACGUAAGGCUGCUGGGUUUGAAACCAACCUCAUCAAGCAAUACCUCGGUGACCUCAGUGAUGCACAUGACCUUGUGUCAGAUCCAUCAGUCACUUCCUAUGUAAACGAGGUCAUUAAUCACAGCCUGUCAGAGUUGGGUAAGGAAAAAGGUGUGGUUCUCACGUUAGAUGGUUCAAAUGUGGCGUUGGCCCCAAUGCUCCUCGGACUUGAGGCUGGGCUGCAGUCCACCGUCCAAGGCCUUUACCCUUUAAGCUUGACCCACAACCUGGUCGCCUCAUUUCUACAUCACGUCCACAAUGAACAAACCACUCUUUCUUUUGGCACUAAAGGGUUCUGGGAUAGCAUUUCAUCCCCAAAGGUCUACACUCUCUCUGAUUUGCCCUCCUUGGCCACAGACGCUCUAAUAAUUGGAGGUAUAGACGGGUUCAUUCUCGGGUCAGAAGUUUCCACGUCUAACCAUCGUGAGCGAUCACUGAGUGACCUGCUGAAGAGUUACUACAGCCACCAGCCUGAUGCCGCAGGGUUGGACGCAUCGCCCCGUCUGAUCAGUCAGAAACGAAGGAUGAACUUCAAAAAGCUCGUCAGCUUCUCUUUGCUGAAAAGCCAGAUGGUCCAGGCUCUAACAGUUCGACCCAACUUAAAUGAGACUGAGAGGAAGAGGCUGGAUGAUGUUAUAAACGAAGGCUUUGACCAGUUUGUCCAUGUGUAUGCUGUAGUCAUUUCAAGGUCUCAAUGGGGAGCUGCAGCUUUCAUUGGUUCUCCCUCCUAUCUGUCUCUCCCUAUGCCGUACCUUUUCAUCCACCACACAUAUCAACCCUCCAAGCCUUGCACCACCUUUGAUCAAUGUGACAGUGACAUGCGCUCCAUGCAGCGCUACCACCAGCAAACCAAUGGAUGGUCUGACAUUGGAUACAGUUUUGUUGCAGGUUCUGAUGGAAACCUGUAUGAAGGCCGAGGCUGGAAUUGGGUCGGUGCCCACACUUACGGGUACAACUCCAAAGGCUAUGGUGUCAGCUUUAUUGGAGAUUAUACCUCCACCCUCCCCAUCAAGAGUGCGAUGGACAUGGUGAGGUAUGACUUCACAAGCUGUGCUGUGAACAGUGGUGGAUUGUCUUCAUCAUACUCCUUAUACGGACACAGACAAGCUACUUCCACUGAUUGCCCAGGAAACUCCUUUUACCGUGAAAUCCAGACAUGGGAGCAUUACCAGAGUUAUUUGCCUUGAGGAUUGUGGCAUCAACAAUGAAUGCAAUCACCUAAUUGUGUCUCUGGAAAUCAGUACAUGUAUUACAUGUAUCGGUCAUAAUAAAUGCAUAAUAAAUUACUUUUGAAAAUCA